CACAUGAGGCGGCCGUAGAAAAUAGGUUCGGUUCAUUAAUCAUUAACAUAAACAAGAGAGCGCACAGUUGGGAAAACGAAGGAAAGAGAGAAUGAACCACAACCCGCAAUCCAGCGAUGGGAAGCACGAUGAUGACUCUGCUCUCUCCGAUUUCCUUGCCUCUCUUAUGGAUUAUGCUCCCACUAUACCUGACGAAUUGGUGGAACAUUACUUAGCCAAGAGCGGAUUUCAAUGUCCCGAUGUUCGAUUAAUAAGGCUCGUCGCUGUUGCCACUCAGAAGUUCGUUGCGGAAGUUGCAAGUGAUGCACUUCAGCAUUGCAAGGCAAGGCAAGCUGCAGUCGUCAAAGACAAAAGGGAGAAGCAGCAAAAGGUGAUCUAUUUAUGUUUGCUUAGUUUCCUGAUCUCUUUUGGCUUGUCUGACCCUCUUUUGGAACAGGAUAAGCGCCUAAUCUUGACAAUGGACGAUCUUUCAAAGUCAUUGCGCGAGUAUGGGGUGAAUGUGAAGCACCAGGAGUAUUUUGCCGAUAGCCCGUCAACCGGUAUCGAUCCCGCUUCUAGAGAGGAAUAGUUGGGCCAUGUUAUUUACAUGUUUGUAUUUAGUUGAUCUACAUUUUUUUGCAUAUCUAUGAGAUGUUAUGGUAGUGCUACCAUAACAUGCUGUUCACUUUUCUUCACAUAAUAUUUUUCUCCCUCUUGAAUUUUAAAAGAUGAUUAGCUGGCAAAACGAGUCCUGAUCUGGAAUCUUGUUUAUGUCAUGGGCGUCCAAAUAUAUGUACCUGAUUGGAUAAAUAAUUUGAAAAUCAAAUUGAAUUUUGAA
Molecule: messenger RNA, 817 nt
Organism: Gossypium raimondii (Peruvian cotton)
Lineage: Eukaryota; Viridiplantae; Streptophyta; Magnoliopsida; Malvales; Malvaceae
Product: transcription initiation factor TFIID subunit 10
Exons: 5
Coding region: 92-568 (158 amino acids)
Biological process (GO): transcription initiation at RNA polymerase II promoter
Cellular component (GO): transcription factor TFIID complex; SAGA complex; nucleus
Molecular function (GO): promoter-specific chromatin binding; RNA polymerase II general transcription initiation factor activity
Source: RefSeq, a predicted model, not a curated record